Molecule: messenger RNA, 246 nt
Organism: Paramecium pentaurelia
Lineage: Eukaryota; Ciliophora; Oligohymenophorea; Peniculida; Parameciidae
Source: the annotation of a GenBank genome assembly
UAUGUAAAAAUCAAUCUAUUACUUAGACACAUAUUGUUUGGUUAAGAUAGCAUGUCUUGCAAUCAGAAGCUAAUUAAUUUUGGAAUUCAUAAAUUAUUUUCAAAUCAUUUAUUGAGAAAUUCUAAUUAGAUGAGCAAAAAGUCUCAUUAAAAACCUUUAAUAAUAUACUUAAAGAAAGUGGACUAAUUUUUAGAUAAACUAGAUAAAGAAAUUAAAGAUAUUUUCUUAACAAUAUAUAACAAUUGA